GCGCGAACAAUAGGCUUGUUAUGUACAAGUUUGUAUAUAAACUAAAACAACAUAGUUUGUGUUUUAUUUCUAUCACGUUUUGUGAGUAUAUUGGAAAUGUUUUUAUCUCUUAGAAUUAAUAUUUAUUACUUUAUAAAUAAAUUAUUACAAUGUGAAAUUCCAAGAAAUUUUAUCGAAUAAUAUUAAUGUAUARCACAAUAUAAAGAGUGACUGUGUGAAUUCAUCAGUAAUUUUGUCCACUUCUUUUCGAAAUGAAUAAUAGGACAUAAUAGUAGAUUAACAAGUACUUAAAGAUCUAUAAGUAAUAAAAUAAUAUACUCUAAAUUUAUUUUUAAAAUUUGACUAUAAUUUUGAACUAAUACAUACGACAGUUGGGACAGGUUAAGAAUCAUUGUUAGUGAAAUAAUAGAAGUCUCUGUGUUAAUAAUUUUAAUAUAGAAUAAAAUAUCGUGAUUCCAUUAUUAUUGUGCAAACAAUAUGACAGAAUUUGUUACACCAUCGAUUGCAUCUAAUGAAUUACAAGAAAGAUGUAAUAUUUGGGUGGAAUCACAAAAUGAACAUUUGUUUUCUGAAGACACAUCGACAAAUAAAAUAGAAAAUAAUUACAAUGAUUAUGAAACAGAUUCUGAGUUUGAUUCAGUUUCAGAAUGUGGUGGUAAAAAACGUAGAAUAGGAAAAUAUUUAAAACAUGAAAUUUUACAUUUAGUAUGCGAAUGGAAAAAUUGCAAAUUUGAUAGUAAAUACAUGGAAGUAUUUUCAAGACAUGUUGCUAAUCAUUUGAGCGAUUUAGAAAUAAAGGUAAAAGAAGAUGGUACAGAGGUUUAUGUAUGUCAAUGGAAAAAUUGUUCAUAUGAAAGCGAUAUUUCUGAUGAAAUUUCACGACAUGUCAAUUAUCAUUCUUAUCAUACUAAAUUAAAAUGUAUUGGAUCAAAUAUUCGUGAAAGGGUCAAGUUACCUAAAUGUAAUAGAGAUACAGAUUGGAAGAAUAUUAUUGAUUUACCAUCACCACAUAUGUGCAGAUGGGAAGAAUGUUUAAAGAUUUUUUCUAAUUAUCAGACGUAUUUGUAUCAUAUAGUUACUCACCUGGAUACUAAUCUACGUGGUAAUAAAGUAGAAGGUGGAGUUGAAUGUAAAUGGACAGGAUGCAAAAAUAAAUAUCCUAGUUUAUAUAAACUUAGAGAUCAUUURAGAUGCCAUACCAAAGAAAAAAUAGUUGCUUGUCCAGAUUGUGGUACUAUGUUUGCUUCCAAUACAAAAUUUCAUACUCAUUGUAAAAGACAAAUUCCUAUAGAUGUACAAGGAUUUCAAUGUUCGCAUUGUAAUAAGUUCUACCCAACAGAAGGGAUUCUUCGCAAUCAUAUGAGAUUGCAUGUUUUUAAUUAUAAAUGUACUUUAUGUGAUAUGAGUUGUGAAUCUCCAGCUACUUUAGCAAAGCACGUGAGAUAUCGACAUGUAUCGACAAGAACUUUUCCAUGUCAAUUGUGUUCUCAUGCUGCCAAAUCUCAACAAGAUUUAGAUUCUCAUAUGUCUGUUCAUACAAAUGGACCUAAUUUUUCUUGUCACUUUGAAGGUUGUUCUUUUACUUGUAAAGGUGCUUAUACAUUAGACAGGCAUGUUGAACGCGUUCAUAGUUUAGAAAUAAGAUGGUAUUGUUGUCAUGAAUGUCCUGUUAAAUAUAGAAAAAGUUAUCGUUUAAGCAAACAUCUUAUGGAAGCACAUCAUUUACAAUUACCUAGUGGUCAUAAACGAUUUCAAUAUGUACAGGAUGAAGAUGGCUGUUAUAAACUUCAAAUGGUUAGAUAUGAAACAGUAGAUGAAGAAAAUAUUUCAUCUAUUGAAAAACCAAUUAUUACAAAUAAAAAUUAUAAACUUAAAUUAGACAAAUCUUCAUCAUUGGUAAAAGUAGAAAUAUUAGAAGAUGAUACGGAAGAUGUGCAAGAUUUACAGAUAAAACCUAUAACAGAUUUUGAUAUAGAUCAAUCAAUGCCUGUUAUAUCAAAUAUUUUAAUAACUUUUGAUGAAAUAGAUGAAAAAGGAAACAUAACAAAAAGUAGAAUCAUAAAUUCUCAAAGUAUGUAAAAUAACAAUUAUCAUAACAAUUUUUAUUAGAAUUGAUAUAAAUAAAAAUUUAAUCUGAUAGCUAAUUU
Messenger RNA from Polistes dominula (European paper wasp), 2147 nucleotides. It is a transcript of the gene Hinfp, whose product is annotated as Histone H4 transcription factor. Gene Ontology annotation, biological process: regulation of transcription by RNA polymerase II; anatomical structure development. Gene Ontology annotation, molecular function: RNA polymerase II cis-regulatory region sequence-specific DNA binding; DNA-binding transcription factor activity, RNA polymerase II-specific. The record is from RefSeq and is a predicted model, not a curated record. Lineage: Eukaryota; Metazoa; Arthropoda; Insecta; Hymenoptera; Vespidae.